AUGGGCGCUGAUAUCCCCAGAACCCAAACCGCCGCCGUUGUGUCCACCCUUGGCGGCAGCGUCGAGUUCAAAGAUGACUACCCGGUUCCAGUGCCAGGACGCAAUGAAGUCCUAGCCAAGGUGUUAUAUACAGGUGUUUGUCAAAGCGACCUGCACACAAAAUCUGGUACCGCAGCCAGCGCCUCCGGGACCCCCAUCACCAACAUCAAGCUGCCGCAUGUAGGGGGCCACGAGGGCGUCGGGCGCAUCGUGGCUUUGGGCCCGGAUAUCACGCACAACGCCGGACUCAGGAUUGGCGGACUAGUAGGCAUCCGCUUUGCAAGCCGGAUCUGCCGGUGCUGCGAGUUCUGUCUUGCGGGGACCGAGCAGUACUGCGUGGCCAGCACGAACCACCUGCACCAUGAGGAUGGGUGUUUCCAGGAGUAUAUCGCGCUGGAUGCGGAUUAUUUGACCUUGUUGCCGGAUGAUGUUGAUCCUGUUGUUAUCGGGCCGGUGCUUUGUGCUGGGGUUACGGCCUAUAAAGCAGUACUGAACACGAACGUCAAGCCCGGGAGCUGGGUGGUGGUUGUUGGGGCUGGCGGGGGCCUUGGGCAUCUGGCAGUGCAAUAUGCCCGAGCUCAGGGUGCCCUCGUCAUCGGCGUGGACACCGGCCCUGGCAGACGCGAGUUCGUCCGCGGACUCGGCGCGCACGAAUUCAUCGAUUUCGCAACCGAGGAUCCCGUCCAGAGGGUACAUGAACUCACUGGACUGGGAGCUCAUGCAGUGGUCGUGACUGCCGGCAGUGCCAGGGCGUUUGCAAAUGCCUGCGACAUGUUGCGGGUAGGAGGCUGUCUGAGCUGUGUAGGGAUUCCACCGGGACGGCCCUGUCUGGAGACGCCGAUCAGCACGAUUGUAAUUAAGGGGCUGAGAAUCACGGGGAAUCUGGUUGGGUCGUUGAAGGAGUGUAUGGAAGCUGUUGAUUUGACACGGCGGGGGAUUGUGAAGCCCGUUGUCGAGGUUCGGCCUUUUAGAGACUUGCCCAGGGUGUAUGAGGAGAUGGAAAGGGGAGACAUUGCAGGAAGAGUGGUCCUGCAGGUUGGCAGUGAAUGA
Molecule: messenger RNA, 1089 nt
Organism: Aspergillus mulundensis
Lineage: Eukaryota; Fungi; Ascomycota; Eurotiomycetes; Eurotiales; Aspergillaceae
Product: zinc-dependent alcohol dehydrogenase
Exons: 4
Coding region: 1-1089 (362 amino acids)
Molecular function (GO): zinc ion binding; oxidoreductase activity
Source: RefSeq, a predicted model, not a curated record